AUGCGAAAUGAUUCACACAACGAGCGCCACUUCGGUAAGAUGGCCUGCCAUCGCCCGGGGCUGCUGGCCAUGCUUAUCUUGCUAGGCUUUGGGCUGCAGGGCUGCAAGAACCUGAAGGAGAUUGAGCCUGGGGAGUCCGUGCUGUCUUUGCCACCUCCUGUGACGCCGAUCCCGCUCGCGGUCCUCCCGUUAGUCACGCCAGCUCCUCUGAGCUUGCAGCCACUCCCGCCGUUGCCACCGGUGCAGCCGGCCCAAAUCGCUCCAGAGCAGCCUGCUCUGUCAGCAGCG
Symbiodinium necroappetens is the source of this 288-nucleotide messenger RNA. The record is from the annotation of a GenBank genome assembly. NCBI's taxonomy places the organism in Eukaryota, Dinophyceae, Suessiales, Symbiodiniaceae.